CGAAAAACUCGCUAAAGAAAGAAAUCAGCAUGGAAGUUGAAAAACUUUGAAUUCCCUUGAUUCUGACAGCUUUUGCUGGCGUGAGUGGCCCAGAUUUGUUUUUCUAUGCACCUUACAGCGCGCUCGUUUGGAGUGUGCUCGACGUUUCAGUAUUUUUUAAGAUGGCUAGUCCGAGGACCCGGAGGGUUUUGAUGGAUGUUAAGAAGAUCAACGCUAACCACGUAAGAUACUCUAUGUCAUUACAACUAACUAAAGUGUUUUUUACGUACGUAUUUUUGGAAAUCAAGCUGUUAAACAUAUGUUUGUAAAUAGUGUUAGAGUAUGAAUUGGUGCAUUGACUUCAGUGUGAAUUAAUUUAACUUCUGGACAGAAGUCCUCUGGUACACUGCUCAGCCGUCCUACUUAUACAGGAAUUAUUACACUUGGCUUAAUGGUAUGCUCGAACAAUCAACAAAUAUAAUUCGUGCAAAUCAAUCUGUGUUUUGAAUGCGGGUCCCCUAAUCCUCAAUGGGCUAGCGUAACCUACGGUAUAUGGAUAUGCUUAGAGUGUUCCGGGAAACAUCGGGGAUUAGGUGUUCACUUGAGUUUUGUUCGUUCAAUUAACAUGGAUAAAUGGAAAGAAUUGGAGUUAGAGAAAAUGAAAGUUGGUGGCAACAAUCAUGCUAAGGAGUUCUUUGCUUCACAACCAGACUAUAGACCUCAGUGGACUCUUCAAGAAAAGUAUAAUAGCAGAGCUGCCGCCCUGUUGAGAGAUAAGAUAGCUACUGAAGCGUCCGGUAGAAUGUGGAGCGAAGAAACUUCUAGUGUCUGUAAUACGCGUACCGGUAUAAGCCACGUAAAAACCACGAGUGAUCUGCCAUCUUUAUCUUCAGAUAAAUCAAGCUCAAAUAACCUUCGUAAAGACCACGAGACUUCUGCAUAUAAUUCUGGACCUAACAGAAUGCCUAAUUGCCAUUCAGAUUUAGAAUCCUGGUUAAAAGACACAAGUUUAUCCGAAGAGCGUAGUUCUUCUAAAGAGAUUCCAGAUUGGGCUAAUUCUAGGUCGGCGAAUUGCAUGAGCUAUGAUAGUUCUUCGGCUAGGCACUAUUCACUAGUACCUGAAAGUAAUAAUGAUGCCUCUACAUGGCAGUCAGGUUGGGCUAUGUUCAGUCAGGUGGCUUCCGCAGCUGCUAGGCGUACAAGUGAAUUAGCUUCUCAGGCUACUCAAAAAACCAAAGAAAUAACGCAUUCUGUUCAUGAGAAAGUUAGAGAUAGCAAUAUUUUGGAUUCGUUGUCAAAGGGUGUUGACACUGUAGCAACUAAGUUACAAACAGUCAAGACUCAAGGGAUUCGAAGUUUUGAGUCAUAUUGGACUUGUAACCCACAGUCGGACUUGUCCACUGGGAAUUCUGAAAAGUCCUAUGGAUCCACUCGUUUUGGUUCACGCGAGCAAGAAUAUUCUAAUUCAGAUCUGCAGCGUUCAGCCGAUUCAUCGUACAAUAGAAUUGAAAACAAAGAAGCUUUCUUUUCGGAUGCAAAAUGGACUUCUAGUGAAAAUUGUGGCUGGGAUUUAAGCAAUGAUCAAGAUUGGGGAUCAACUGAUAAUUGGUCGACUGGAGGAGAGUCUAAGACAACUGUAUCGCCAACAUCAUCUGGUCAGUCAGUCAGCCAGCGACGUGAUUCAAAAUUCACUACUACUGCCGGAUGCAAUCGAAGUAGGAAGAAUUCAUAAAAAACAAAAAGCCAAUUGUCAUUGAGUGCUAACUUCUCGUUCUUGUCUUCUUUUUUAUAUAUAUUACUGUGGUGCACAAAGGUGGUCAGAUUAAAAUUGUAUGUAUGUGUGGGUGUGUUGAUUUGCCUGUGAACACACUCUCUAACACAUACUAACCAGGUGAAUGACUUUCUUCUUGCUUUUGUUUAUACUACUUUACAUCUAUUUUUUUUGAAAAAAAUUUUUUUUACUAUCUCAUUUCUGCUAUAUUAUCUCAUACUUGAAAAGAAAACUUGUCCCUUCCUUUUUUAAAGUUUGUUUAAUUCAAUUGACUUCUUCAAGUGAUGGUCAAGUUUUGUCGUUUUUUUUUCUUUUUGGUAUGCGUAAAUUUUCUCCUCUUGUCGUCGGUAUGACGAUAUUAUCGACGAUGGUGCUGAUUAUGAUUGUGAUAUUAUACAUAUAUCUAGACCCUUAGUGAUUCUCCUCUUUGUUUAUCUUUCACAACUUCUAUCUUUGUAUGGGUUAGUUAUUUAUUUUGGCCGGUAAACUCACAAACACACAGUUGGUCGGUGAUUUUUCUUUUUACUUAGUAACAUUUAUUAGGAGUUUGUGGCAGUAUAUUAUAGGGUGUGAGAUUUCCUUUUAUCCACAUUUUGAAUAUCUCUUUUAUGCUUUAUUAUGUUAUAUUAUAUAUAUCUGUGGUUACCUUUUUAUUCAAAGAGACAAAGAGCUCCCAGUGCUAUAAAUAUAUAUACAUAUAUGGAGUGACUGGAUUUACCUUUUCCUUAGAAUAUAUUUUAUGGGUAGGUUAAGUGUUAAUACGGUGCAGUAUACAAAUACGGCAGCAUCGAUCGUCACAUUGCGGAGCGUUAGUCAACAGAAGUCACCGGCAAAAUUUAGAUCUGGUUUUUUGUUGUUUUGUCGGUCAAGCCUAUUCCCCUCCUCUCACACUCCUCACUAUCCAUGGCAUGAUCCAUCCGGCACAGGUGAAAUUUAAGUAAGGAGUUGACUGUUCUUCUUCUAUGCUCCGAUAGAUUAUGACGCGCGUAAUGUUGUGACUAGGUCUCUGCAUGAUUUGUUUUUCCUGAAUCUAGUCUGUUUCGGGCGAAGUACUUCAUCCAGUGCAUCAUUUGGCUUUUGCGGCCUAAUAUUUUGCUUUGGUGAUUUCGGUUCUAGUCUUUGCAAAGACUUAAACUAUCCUCUGGCAGUUUGACAAGUCUUCUUGUCUGUAAGGCCGUUACAUAUAUUUCCUGUGGUAAUGACGUGAAUAUGUCCGCUGCGAUCUUUGUGUCCAUUUUCAAUGCUUCUUAGGAAAGACCUCUGAUCUUGCUGUCUUUGCCUUUCUGGCUAACUUCCAAAUUUACAUUUAUGACAUUUAGGACUUCUGCUUUUGUCGGAGGAUCGGUGUUCACUGGCAUUUCUGCAGUUGUUGAUGGACAAGUUUUAGGUGGUAAUUGAUUUAAGAGGAAUUCGAAGUGACCAGCCCAACGUUCCUACUGUCUCUCCACUUUGGUAAUGAGGUUUGCUUCACUAUCUUUCAUUGCUUUUGUCUUAAAUAAUAAUAAUAAUGGCUUUAUUGCAAAUAGUCUGGAGUCUUCAACAUGUAAUACAAUAUUUCAUUU
Messenger RNA from Trichobilharzia regenti, 3312 nucleotides. NCBI's taxonomy places the organism in Eukaryota, Metazoa, Platyhelminthes, Trematoda, Strigeidida, Schistosomatidae. The record is from the annotation of a GenBank genome assembly.